GCACUGCAGAGAAUUCAUGCAGAGCCCUGCUACGGCACUGAGGGACCCGCGGCCCAGAGCCUGGAACUGAUUGUGCUGCAGAGAGUCCACGGGGAGCCCUGCCAUGGAGCAGAGGGGAGCUCAGCCCUGAUUACCCUGCAGGGAGUCCACAGGGAGCCCUGCCACAGCACCGAGCAGAGCCCGGCACUGCAUGCAGUGCAGACAGUCCACGGGGAGCCCUGCCACGGCACCGAGCAGAGCCCGGCACUGAGUGCAGUGCAGACAGUCCACAGGGAGUCCUGCCACGGAGCAGAGAGUCCCAUGGCCCAGAGCCUGGCGCUGGCUGCGCUGCAGAGUCUCCAGGCCGGAGAGGCUCAAUGUGUCAUCGCUGAGCGAGGGGGAGGCCUGGCUGAGACCCCCCCAUCCCCCGUGGCCUUGGUGCAGGAGAAUCCCUUCCAAUGUCCCGAGUGCCAAAAGUGCUUCAGCCGCAGCUCGUACCUGGUGAAGCACCGCCGGAUCCACGGGGCGGGGAAGCCCCACCAGUGCCCCCAGUGUGGCAAGUGCUUCAGCCAGCGCUCAUACCUCUGCAAGCACCGCCGCAUCCAUGCCGCGGCAGCCGGCAAACCCCACGAGUGCGCGCUGUGCGGCAAGCGCUUCAGCCUUCGGUCCUACCUCUGCAAACACCGCCGCAUCCACACGAGAUAGAGCCGGUCCCCGGGCCUGGGAGCCACAACAGCCCUGCAUGGGCUGUGCACAGCACUGGAGCCAAGGGGACGUCGCCCCGUAGCCACAGAGCCAUGGUACAAGCAGCCCACGGAGCGUGCCAGCAGAGCCCACGGCACAGGAGCACUACCGGCAGAGCUGGCAGGCUCCUCUCUCCGGCACGCGGUGGGAAAGGGAGCGCUGGGUGAGGCUGGGGUCUUGUGGAAGUGGCUGGUGGGAACAGAGGGGAGAACUUUCUGUGCCAUGUUCUGUAGUGUUUUCUGUCAAUAAACGGUUUC
Molecule: messenger RNA, 980 nt
Organism: Terrapene triunguis (Three-toed box turtle)
Lineage: Eukaryota; Metazoa; Chordata; Testudines; Emydidae
Product: zinc finger protein 2-like
Exons: 2
Coding region: 301-684 (127 amino acids)
Biological process (GO): regulation of transcription by RNA polymerase II
Molecular function (GO): RNA polymerase II cis-regulatory region sequence-specific DNA binding; DNA-binding transcription factor activity, RNA polymerase II-specific
Source: RefSeq, a predicted model, not a curated record